This is a messenger RNA of Colletotrichum orchidophilum, 1383 nucleotides long. RefSeq names its product DNA repair protein RAD57. Gene Ontology annotation, molecular function: ATP-dependent DNA damage sensor activity; double-stranded DNA binding; ATP binding. NCBI's taxonomy places the organism in Eukaryota, Fungi, Ascomycota, Sordariomycetes, Glomerellales, Glomerellaceae. The record is from RefSeq and is a predicted model, not a curated record. Gene Ontology annotation, biological process: mitotic recombination; DNA strand invasion; DNA repair. The coding region runs from base 1 to 1383 and encodes 460 amino acids. The transcript has a single exon.
AUGACCGACCUGCUUCAACUGAUACCUGACUUCCCUGUUAGGCAGUUUGCUGGACUGGUACAGACCCUGGAACGCCACCAGCUUUCCGUCACCGACAUUCUGACUCAGGAUGUCAUUGAUAUAGGCAAGCGCACCCAGUUGCCCUUGCUUGACAUCAAAAGACUCUGCGCCGCUGUCGUUGAUGCCCUCCAUCGGGAUUUCGGCCCUGCUAAUGAGCCGCCGAAUGCCAGCCGAUUUCUCAAGCGCUCUCUGACGGACCUAGAGAACCAAUGGUCUACAAUCAGCACUCUGGACGAUUCUCUCGACCGAGCUUUGGGGGGAGGCAUCCCGGCCGGCUAUGUGACCGAGAUAACGGGCGAGAGCGGCGCUGGGAAAACGCAGUUCCUGCUGUCCUUGUUGCUGGCCGUUCAAUUACCGCCGCCAUAUGGCUUGGGUCGUCCAGCCAUCUAUAUCACAACGGAAGCUCAGUUAUCCACCAAACGUCUCUCGCAAAUGCUGUCAUCCAACUCGCGGUUUGCCGACCUUGCGCCAGAAGAUAAACCGUCUCUAGACGCAAUCCUCAGCACCUCGACACCCGACCUCGAGUCACAAGAGCACAUUCUCCAAUUUCAAGUUCCCGUCGAGGUCGAGCGGCGGAAUACUGGACUCAUCGUUCUGGACUCGGUUGCUUCCAACUAUCGAGCCGAAUUCGAACGGGGAGCUCUCGGCAAUCAUGGAUCAAACAUGGGAGCUCGUAGUAACGAGCUCACACGACUUGGAGCCUUGCUUAGAGAGCUGGCCCAAAAGUACAACUUGGCUGUCGUUGUCGCCAACCAAGUCGCAGAUCGCUUCUCUAGUCCUUUUGCGCCGAUUGCAACCCCUAGAGCGGCACCGGCUGCAGUUGCAGGCUUCACCCAGGAAAGUCCACUGGCAUCACGGAGCAGAGGACCUAGAGCUUUCUCUCCUUCAGCAGUCGAGCCGACCUCGUCCAUAGCCGAGCAUGUUCGUUCUAGCAUGCCUGAACCGCCCGGUCUGGACGAUUUUGGCCCGCCUGCGCCUCCCGCGCUGGCUUUCGAUCAUCAGCAGCGUUGGUUCACGGGGUGGGGCGAUGAUCCAUUUGCCGACUACGGACUGAAGACGCCGAGUCUGGGCCUUGUGUGGUCGACGCAGAUUGCGUGCCGGAUCGCGCUGUUCAAGAAACCCGUUUAUGGAGUGCAUCGACACAUAGAAGAUGAAGCAGAUGAUCGGGGCAUGCCGGCACUCAAGAACUGGCGACGAUGGAUGAAGGUGGUCUUCGCCCCCCACGCGAAAGCCACAGGACAGGGUCUGGAUGGCGCUGUUGAAUUUGCAGUGACUAUGGCUGGAUUGAAAGCGGUUAAAAAGAAAGAGUCUGAUGACGACUGA